UAUUCUUUCAGCUGGAUAGCUCGCCUCAGUAUCUGGACUCCUAGGUAGUCACAGAAUACAACAGAUUUUCCUCGUUGGCGUCUCGAAGAUCAGCAUAUGCUGCCUAUAAAACGGGAACAGACACAUUUCAUCUCAUCCCGAACCACUGCAUCAAAGCCAACUAUUAUACAUACCUUCAGUCCUUCACCACGCCGAUCCACAACCCCGACAAUGGUGACCUUCACGGCACGCCGGAGCGAGCCCGAGCUAGUUUCCCCGGCAAUGCCGACGCCCCGCGAGACGAAGAACCUCUCAGACCUGGACGACCAGUGGACGCUGCGCUUCUACGAGUCCAUCGUCGGCUUCUUCCGCGGUCCUCCUCGCCCUGCAGGAAGGGCCAACAACAUGGCGAAGGGCAUCAAGGCGGCCAUUGCUGGGGCCCUGGUGUAUUACUACCCGAUGGCCGGCCGCCUGCGAAAGCUCCCCGGGGGCGGAAACAAGCUGGCAGUGGACUGCACGGGGGAAGGCGUGGUGUUUGUGGAGGCGGCUGCCGAUGUGCGGCUAGAGGACCUUGGCGAGCCGCUGCUGCCACCGUAUCCUUGCGUCGAAGAGUUCAUGGCGGAUGCCGGCGACACUAGAGAUGUUGUUGAUAAGCCCCUGCUCUUCCUGCAGGUGACACAACUCAAAUGUGGGGGAUUUGCUAUCGGGAUUCACAUGUGCCAUUGCAUUGCUGAUGGCUUCGGCAUUCUCCAGUUUAUCAAGUCUAUAGCCGACUUCGCAUCCGGUGAACUUGUCCCAACCACUUUGCCUGUGUGGAAAAGAGAUCUCUUCACAGCACGUAUCCCACCAUCCCUCUCACAUGUCUACCCAGCAUAUAAGCCGUUCCUUCUUGGCUUAGAACGUACAGGAGAAGACGUGAUGAUGUCAACUCCACCAGAGAACACAAUAGUACAAUAUUUCUUCUUUGGCCCAAAAGAUAUAGAAAUUCUACGAAGCCAUAUCCCAGGCCACCUUGUCCAAUCCACCACAACAUUUGAGCUGAUAACCGCUGUCAUGUGGCGGUGUCGCACAUUGGCACUAGGUUAUGAAUCUAGACAUAAAGUGCGGGUCAUGUUUACUCUAAAUGCACGUGGGAGAAGAAGUAUAAAUGGUGACACCUUGGUUCCACGAGGUUUCUAUGGAAAUGCACAUUUCUCUCCCAUGGCAGAAGCCACCGUCGAUGAGUUGACAACAAAGCCACUCGCACAUAUACUUGAGCUCAUGCGCGAAGCCAAGUCAGAAACAACAGAGGAUUGCAUGAAAUCAAUGGUGGAUUUGACGGCAUUGUGGCGGGAGCAACCACCUUUCUGUAUGGAUAGGACAUACGAGAUUAGUGAUACAAAAUGGGUUGCAGGAAAUGCAUUGAAGCUUGGGAUGGCCGAGUUGGUCGCUGGUGGCACACCCCUUGUUGGUGAUUUCACUUCAAAGCUAAUAAGUUAUCAUACGAGCUGCAAGAAUGAAAAUGGUGAGGACUCAACUACGGUAUCUCUCCUACUGCCUAAACCAGCAAUGAAGAGAUUUGCGAAUGAGAUGGCAAUUUGGCUGAAGGAAUGAAAAGGGAAGAAUUAACCUAUAAUGACUCGGUUUCAGUUACACGAGGAUGAUGUUUACCUUACAGUCCUCUACAAUUUGUACAAACAUAUUCAAUAAGUUCAUCUCAUCGCAAAGAAGUGGGUGAUGCCAUGUCCUGAAUGAAUACAGGGAAUUAGAUAGCAUACCAAUAGACAUUCGUGGUUUACAUAUACCACUAUGCUACCUUAAUUUAUGUAUCACAAAAUAUACUUGUAUUGAAAUAAUGUGUUUUUCU
Molecule: messenger RNA, 1825 nt
Organism: Brachypodium distachyon (stiff brome)
Lineage: Eukaryota; Viridiplantae; Streptophyta; Magnoliopsida; Poales; Poaceae
Product: acyl transferase 1
Exons: 2
Coding region: 97-1572 (491 amino acids)
Source: RefSeq, a predicted model, not a curated record